Messenger RNA from Brassica napus (rape), 5247 nucleotides. Its product is annotated as 60S ribosomal protein L29-2. Gene Ontology annotation, cellular component: cytosolic large ribosomal subunit; ribosome. The transcript is spliced from 6 exons. Gene Ontology annotation, biological process: signal transduction; defense response; cytoplasmic translation. Bases 419 to 4117 code for a protein of 1232 amino acids. Lineage: Eukaryota; Viridiplantae; Streptophyta; Magnoliopsida; Brassicales; Brassicaceae. The record is from RefSeq and is a predicted model, not a curated record. Gene Ontology annotation, molecular function: ADP binding; structural constituent of ribosome.
AUAAUGGGGUUCUUGACUUUGUACAACUUUUAAAGGAUGGAGUCAAAUACUGUUUUUAGUCAAUGUUUUGACUUUCUUACCACUCACAAACCUUGAUGCCCAAGUUGUCUUAGUCUACAGAAAAUAUAUUAAAACUUCCUGGAACAUGUCCCAGUAGCAAAGAAAGACUUAUGAUGGUGCGAACGUACUUACCUUGAAAGGUUCUCAGAUGUCCCAAAGUUUCUGUGGAAGGAUAAGUUAACUUUUUGGGAUAAGAAAACUGCACGAAGCUUCCUGCCUUGCUGAUAUUAAUAAAGUCAGUCAAUGGAGUCAUUGGUCAUCGCUCUGUGUUACACAAUAUAUACAUAACUUCUUAGUUAAUCAUUUCACAUUUUAAAACCAUUCCUUCUGAUCUUGAUCCUCUCUCUCUGCCAUACUAAUGGAUUCUCCUAGUUUAUAUCCUGCAAUAGGCUUCUUGACACUUUUGGUUACAACGUUUCUUAUGGCUUAUAAAAGAUACAAACUCCAUCAAAAUAAAGACAUAAUAGCUUAUUCUUUGUCUCCUUCCUCACUUUCAUCUUCUUUGUCUCAUUCAUCUCUUCCAUCUCUUGUGUCUCGCAACUGGAGACACCAAGUCUUCCCUAGCUUCCGUGGGGAAGAUGUCCGCAGAGGCUUUCUCAGCCACAUUCAGAAAGAAUUCGAAAGAAAGGGAAUCACCCUAUUCAUUGAUAAUGAUAUCGACAGGAGCAAGUCCAUUGGUCCUGAGCUCAUAGAAGCUAUACGAAGAUCGAAGAUAUCAGUUGUCCUUAUCUCCAAGAACUACGCUUCUUCAACAUGGUGUCUGAACGAGUUGGUGGAGAUCAUCAAGUGCAGGAAAGAGUUGGAUCAGAUAGUGAUGAUCGUUUUCUAUGAAGUGGAUCCAUCUGAUGUAAAGAAGCAGUCUGGAGAAUUUGGAAAUGUCUUCGAGAAAACUUGUCAGGGGAAAACAGUGGAGGACGUUGCAAGAUGGAGAGAAGCUCUGGAAGAAGUGGCCAAGAUCGCUGGAUACGACUCAAGGAGCUGGACCAAUGAAGCAGACAUGAUCGAGAAAGUUGCUAAAGAUGUUUCAAACAUGUUAAAUGUUGCUCCACCCUCAAGUGGUUUAGAUGAAUUAGUUGGCAUUGAGUCUCACAUCACGGAGAUAAGUUCAGUUUUGUCCUUAGCCUCAGAUGAAGUGAGGAUGGUUGGAAUCUGGGGUCCUGCAGGGAUUGGAAAAACCACCAUCGCCAGAACUUUGUUCAGCAUAAUCUCUCAUCACUUUACACACACUGCUUUUGUGGAGAGUACAAAGAGAGGGUACAAUGAUGAUACUGCGUUCAAGUUGCGUUUACAAGAACAGCUUCUGUCUCAGACCUUAGAUCAUAAGGAUAUGAAGAUAGAUCACUUGGGUGUGGCUGAAGCACGGCUGAAAGACAAGAAAGUACUUGUAGUUCUUGAUGAUGUUGAAGAAGCAAUGCAGCUACAAGCCAUGGCUUGUAAAACUCAGUGGUUUGGUCACGGAAGCAGGAUUAUCAUUACAACAAAGGAUAUCAAAGUUCUAAAGGCACAUGGGAUCAGCCAUGUUUACCAUGUCGAUUAUCCACGUGGGUCUGAAGCUCUUGAGAUCCUUUGUCUAUCUGCUUUUGGUCAGAAGUCUCCCUAUGCUGGUUUCGAGGAGCUCACCAUGGAAGUUGUAAGCCUUGCAGGCAAGCUUCCUUUAGGUCUAAGUGUGUUUGGUUCAUAUAUGCGAGGAAUGUCCAAAGAUGAGUGGACACAUGCACUUCCUAGACUAAGGACAAGCUUGGAUGGAAACAUUGAGAAAGUAUUAAGGCUCAGCUAUGAUGCUUUAUGCGAUAAAGAUAAAACCCUGUUUCUUCAUAUAGCAUGUUUUUUCAAACAUGAGAAAGCUAAAGACAUGUUAGAGUGUCUUGAGGAGAGUGGCUUGGACGUCAAGCAUGGACUUCAGGUCUUAACUGAGAGAUCUCUCGUUUCUACCAACAGAGUAGGUUACUUGCUGAUGCAUAGUUUGUUACAACAAAUGGGUAAAGAAAUCAUCCGCAAAGAAGACAUAAAUGAGCCUAGGAGACGUAGAUUCUUGAUGGAUGCUCAUGAUAUUUGUAACGUGCUCUCAGACACUACAGUCUCUGGAGCUGUUCUAGGCAUAGAUCUUGGCAUAAAUGCAGUCAAGGAAGAGCUAAGCCUUGACGAGAGAGCCUUAGAAGGAAUGUCUCGUCUUCAGUUCUUAAGAGUCUACAAUGACAACAAACUGAUCUUACCAAGGGGUCUGAACAACCUGCCUCGUAAGCUUAGAUUAUUACAUUGGUACAGGUUUCCCAUGAGUUUUUUGCCUUGUGAGUUUCGUGCCGAGUUUCUUGUCAACCUUAAGAUGCAACACAGCCACCUUGAGAAGCUGUGGGAAGGACCUCCAGCUCCGCUCAGGUGCCUGAAGAGGAUGGAUCUGUCUUACUCUUAUAACUUGAGAAAGGUCCCUGAUCUAUCAAGUGCCACUAAUCUUGAGGCAUUGAUACUCACUGGUUGCAGAAAUCUGGAAGAGCUUCCCUCAUCUGUUAAGAACCUCGAGAGUUUAGUUGAGUUGAGAUUAGAAGGAUGUCCAACGCCGAAGGAUCUUUAUGCGAAGAUCAGCUUGUGGAAGUCUCCUUCUCAAAUCCAUGUCUUUGAGUGCUCAGGGUUGAGAGUUCUUCGUGAUGUGGACACAGCAGGUGUAACAUUGUCUCUGUACUGUGAUACAAAGAUUAAAAAAAUGCCUUCAUGGAUCAAGCUUUUGGCACAUCUUCAUUCAAUAGCAUUGACGAGGUGUCAUAGCCUCAAGGUGUUCCCUAGAGUUCCUAAUAGCAUUCAGGCGCUGGACUUAAGCGAGACAGGAAUCCAAGAAGUUCCUGCAUGGAUCAAGAAUCUCUCACGUCUUACAAGUCUAAGUAUGGUGGGAUGCAAGAAGCUAAAGAUCAUUCCAGCCAACAUCAACAUGGAAUCUCUGUCUUCUCUUGAUCUCAGCCACUGCACAAGAUUGAAAACGUUUCCUGAGAUUUCUACAAGACUUGAGCGUCUCAAUCUGGAGAACACCGGUAUCGAAAAAGUUUCUUUAUCAAUAAAUUAUUGGCUCUAUCUUGUUGAUUUGAGCAUGAGAGGUUGCAAAAGCUUGAGGGUGUUCUCAAACGUUCGUGAAGACAGCAUGGAAGUGUUGCACUUGUGUGGUGAAGAAGAAGAAGAAGAAGACCGGUCUCUGCGUCUUGACCUUAAUGGGUGCAAGAAUCUUGUCUCACUCCACCAACUUCCAGAUUCUCUUAUAUGCCUAGAUGCAUGUAACUGUGAGUUGCUGGAGACAGUAGAUGGUUUCUUUUACAAUCCACAAGUCAAUGUCCAUUUUGACAACUGCUUGAAACUGAAUGAAGAAGCGAGAGAACUUAUACAGACUUCAGCUUCAAGUCUUGCUGUCUUACCCGGUGGGGAAGUGCCUUCGUACUUCCACCAUCAAUGUACUGGAAGUUCUCUAACAAUCCCUUUCAUCAAAGAUAUGGACAUUCCUGAUUACUUGCGGUUCAAGGCUUGUGUUUUGCUGAGCUCUUUCUCUGGCACACCAAGGACGUUUGGUGUAUCUUGGUGCAUUUUUGACACACGCAAGGCUGAUCCAGUAGGUCAUGGUUUGUGCUUAUUUUCAAAGGAGAAACUAGGAACAGACCAUUUGUUUACAUUCGAAGGUUCUUUCUCUUUGGAAAAAGACAAGGAUCAUGGAGAAGUGGUGGAGCUUUGGUUGGUUUUUCAAAUUGUAAAUGAGCAGAGAAUGAAGGGGUCUUGGAAAUGGGAAAGCGUGGAAGCUGAUUCUCAGAAGUUGAGGAUAAUGGGAUGCGGUGUGAGAUUCUUGGACGUUCUUGGAGAUAUGGGUGGUUCAAGCUAUCAAGUAGAAGAAAAAACUAGCAAAGUAAAGAAAGCAAAUCAUUUUGAGAAAAAGAGAAAGAAGAAAGUGAAUCCAGUUCCCUUUAAGGACAAUGAAAAAAGUUCUGAAGAUCUUUCAGAUACAGAUUCAGGGUUGGGAUACAACAACAGCUUACUCUUCAUUGUCCCCCGACUUCCCCUUGGGAUAUAUUAUAAGGGAUUUUUAUAGUAAACUGUAUAUGUUAAAGCCAAACAAAAGCUACAAGAGACUAUUGUCACUGCGUUAAAACAGAGGAACGUGACUGAUAACUACUACUAAAGGCUGUAUUAAAUGUACAAAUGUAUAGUUUAUACUAAACCGAGUCUAUUAAUGUUAGAUUAUGUUUAUAGCGAUUACACUCUCUCUCAUAUAUAAGAGAGUGAAUGUUACAGAUCCAGUGACAAUCAAUAACAAACGUUUCUUCUUCUAUUAUAGUAUCAGAGCACUGAGCUCGAAACUCAGCUUACUAUCUUCGUUUUCUUUGACCUAAUUUCAUCUUUUUUUUUUUCUCCGAUUGAUUCAUCUACAGCUCUCGUUUUUGAUCUCCUCGUGUUGAGUAGUUCUCUUACCUCUAUCUCUUUUCAUUUCAUUAGUUCUGUUGAUGCAAACUAUAUACAUAUGUAUUAUAAUAAAAUUAAAAGUGUAAACCUUUGGUGGAUAAACAUGUUCAAUUCAUAGUUUGCAUUACCUCUAAUAUAUCAUGAUUUUGGGUUUAUUUUGUAGGCUUGAUAAAACCGGGCCGAACAAUCAUUUGAGCCCAUACGAUAUAUUAGGGGUAUUUUAGUAGUUUAAGUUCACUAUAUAUUCAGCAAGGAACUAGGGCUUUGUUGUAUUUGUAUCGCUGUAAGCAACUCUAGCCGAGCAGAUCUAUCCGACGCAGUUUGUACAGAGAUGGCCAAGUCGAAGAAUCACACAGCGCAUAACCAGUCUGCUAAGGCACACAAGAACGGAAUCAAGAAGCCUAGGAGACACCGUCACACUCCCACCAGAGGAAUGGACCCUAAGUUCUUGAGGAACCAGAGGUACGCGAGGAAGCACAACGUCAAGAGCGGAGAGAAUGCUAGCGUUGACGGAUAAGCUUUUGAUUUUUUUGUCUGAGAAUACAUUUUGUUGUGGUUUUUUUUUUAAUGAAGUUGAGACAGUUUCAGUUCGGUUUUGGAUUAUGGUUAUGUACCCUUGAUAUAAUAUCAUUUUCUCUUAUAUUUUGCAUUUCUUGAUUUGGUUUAGCUUGUUUAAUGGUGUAGACUGUUUCACACUGCUUCUCCAUGUCUAGUGAAUCUAUAUGAUUGGUUCGUAUUCAACAACAAUGCAUGUUAUUA